UUUUCUAGGUAGUGUUUUCAUGCAAAGAUGAGCAUCACGUUGUAGAACAAACCGUCUAACUUUGUAGCCAGCAAGUUGUUUGGUGACUUCAUACUUUCCAAAGAUAGACACACAACUAUUACUGCUUGUGCAUAUCGCGGAAGAUAAAUCACCAGCUGAAAUUAGCCGAUCACGGGAAACUUCUCGUCAUUAUGGGGGCCCUAGUAGGGUGCAAAGUGGAUAUCAUAUCAUUUUAUUGUAAAUUGCUAUUUAAACUAAGCAAAAGACCAUCAAAGAACCAGGCAUGGGUUUGUGAACGGUGCAGAGCCUGAGAAGAGAAGCAGAAGACAAACUCAGUAACAUCUAGGACGGACCAUAGCUAGCAUUCGCAGAAAACCUACAAAAACUUUAACUUUGCUUUCUGUAUGCUCAAGUCGUAAUUCUAACCGUUACUAAACUAUACACGAACCUGGUGUCAUGUUUGCAGCUAUCAGAGGGAGAAACGGCAACUGUGCGGAAUAUCCCCACCCCUGAUAUUUGACCCUAGUGCAGAAAACGUCCAACCACUUGCUUGUACAGUUGCAUGGUGCCAAGAACAGUCGUCCACGUAUACUACAGUACCAAACGAAGAAACUAUAUGCAGGUAAACGCGGGACGCAAUCUCUUGCAGAAGAUACGGGUCAUCUAACUAAAAUAGUGUGCGGAAUUACCCCGGAUUACACUAUAUGUACGACGCUAGCGUAGCUAAACUUUAGUGUCGUGUAUCCGUAUAUGGUAUAGUAGGCGAAGACUUGUCUAUAUAGUGGCUAGUGAUAUGCGUUAGAGUCAGUCUACCGUAGAGUACGUUGUUGCGUAAACCAGAUCUAGAUAUUACCUUCCCAGUGUACGUCUACGCGAAUAUUAUCAAGGUUUGUCGAUACACGACAGCUAGCAGCUGAGUUUAGCUGCAUGCAGCUAUUUCGCAGAGAAGCAGAUCUAGAACGAAGACCGUGUCGGUGAUUACUAGACUACUAAAGUUCGUCCACUCUGACUUCUCCCCCGGAAGCUUGUGUGGUUCUUGCAUGCGUGGGUAGAUGUUCCCAGAGUUUAUCCAAUGAGCAAUUAGUAAUAAGCGUAAGGGGUGGGUUGUCUUUCAAUUGAAGGCUGUCCAUUGGUUUAAGUUAGAGUAGCUAGGUGAACAAUUUGCAUAACAAGGUUGGCGGAAGUCCGUCUGUAAUGCACACCCAAGGAACAGCAUGACUGUGAGCUCUAGAUCUAAAAUGAAGUGUCUAGCGUGUCUCUAGGACCUUGCUGUCAAAAGUUAUUCAGGAUUUACUGAGGGAGAAGUCAGCGUGGAUAGGAAAUGCCCGAAAUUAUAUCCGGGACUCUAGAUCUAUGGCUUCAACACGGAAGCAGUUUCGCCAUCGGCAACUUCUCCCGCCGCGCAAGAGAGCCUGGGUACGAGGCUAACAAGCUAAAAUUGCAAAUGGAUGAAGAUCUUCCUCUCCUCUCACGCUCUCCGUCGGCUACCGAUGAAAGCCAAACGAUCACGAAACCUUCAAAGACAUUGUUGCGUCGAUACGUGACUGUGGCAGUGAUUUUGGUUAGCUGCUUCAUGAACUACGUCUGCAUCUACAUUCCUUCUCCCUUCUACCCACAGAUUGCUGCCAAAAGGAAAGGUUCGAAAGCAGACACAGAAGUUGGUGUAAUGGUCGGUAGUAUGCAGCUGUCCGCUGCCUUCGUGUCGUUGUAUAUCGGAAGAUACCUAAACCGAUUGGGUGUCAGGUUCCUGGUUACAUCCGGCGUUUUCUUAGUGGGCGGAUGUACAGUGAUUUUUGGUUUUCUGGAGUAUGUAAAAGAGUGGUCACCAUUCAUUGGACUUAGUAUUGUCAUCAGAUUUGUGAUGGGAUUUGGAGAAGCUGCAUUUGAUGCGACAUCAAUAGCUUUGUUGUUAGGCAUGUUUCCUUCUCAUACAGCUACUAUUUGGGGUCUUUACGAAUUUGCUGUCACUCUUGGUUUGGUUAGCGGAGCACCGCUUGGUGGAUUUCUGUAUCAUGCUGAAGGCUUUUAUUUUCCUUUUGUGAUCAUUGGUGGUGUUUUGUUGUUGUGUACACCACUUUUGUGGCUUCUGCUAUCAGACUGUCAUUCACUAAUUGAAAGUACUGAUGAUGAUCAAACUGAUUGUGAUCAAUCUGUGUCAUUGUUGCAGCUGCUGAAGAUACCAUCUAUAGUUCUAGUUCUCUUGAACGUGUCUACUUGCUAUGCAGCUUUAGCACUUUGUCAGACAUCGGCGGCAAUGUUUCUUUACAAAGAGUUUGGUUGGGGCACGACUCACAUUGGAUUGAUAUUUCUUAAUGCAGGGGCAGUGUAUCUUGUCUUUACUGUUGUAUUUGGUCUGGUGGUGGAUGCCACUAAUCCACGAAUUGUAAUGAUCAUCGGGUUACUAGUGGAUACGUGUGCAAUGAUGAUAUUUGGUCCAUCAUUUGUGUUCUCGUUUCUCUCUCCUAAGCCAUGGUGUGUGUAUGUUGGAGCAACAUUAUGGGGAUUCGGAGUGGCUAUGGUUGUAAUAUCUUCUGGUCCUGAUGUCAUUCUCACCGCUAUUUCAAGAGGAUACGAAAAGAACAUGGCAUUGAAUGGAGCUGUAUCCGGACUUGUGUUAGCAGCUAUAUUUUUGUCUGGAACAUUAGGUGCUGCCAUUGGUGGAGGUCUGACAGCUGCAAUGAAUUUUCGCAUCUCCUCCUCGGUUUUUGGCUUUGCCAGCUUUCUGCUGAUGAUUGUCACUACUGUGGUCACUGUAGUCAACGCCAUUAUGUCUAGACGACAAUAAAACACUUGAAAUUUGAUAUACUGAGUGGUAUAAUCUAUUCACUUUGGUUUGAGAAUAUGUUAUUAUAAUUGAUCACUAACAGUUUAGUCGUACAAUAAAGUUAAAUUGAGAAAUCGUGAUAAUAAGCCAACUUUGUUUCGUCCCUAAUAA
This is a messenger RNA of Corticium candelabrum, 2935 nucleotides long. RefSeq names its product MFS-type transporter SLC18B1-like. Lineage: Eukaryota; Metazoa; Porifera; Homoscleromorpha; Homosclerophorida; Plakinidae. Gene Ontology annotation, biological process: transmembrane transport. The transcript has a single exon. The record is from RefSeq and is a predicted model, not a curated record. Gene Ontology annotation, molecular function: transmembrane transporter activity. Bases 1322 to 2785 code for a protein of 487 amino acids.